GCGUGGACUUCCCGGAUGGAGCAGCGACGCCAUCUUCACGCCUCUGCUCACCGGUGGGUCUUCGGCUCAGCGGAGCGACAGAGCGGUUGCUGAUCCACCUCCAGGACUCCCCGAGCAGCCCCGCGAUCCUCCCCCGUUUUCCACCGGCUGCCCGAAACAAGCCUUCCCCGCUCCCCGAGCAACCAUGGCGGACAGAGAGAACUCGGUGUACCAGGCGAAACUGGCCGAGCAGGCGGAGAGAUACGACGAAAUGGUGGAGUCCAUGAAGAAGGUGGCCAGCAUGGACGUGGAGCUGACGGUGGAGGAGAGGAACCUGCUGUCCGUGGCCUACAAGAACGUGAUCGGAGCCAGGCGCGCCUCCUGGAGGAUAAUCAGCAGCCUGGAGCAGAAGGAGGAGAACAAGGGCGGCGAGGACAAACUCAAGAUGAUCCGGGAAUACAGGAAAACGGUGGAGAAGGAGCUGAAAUCCAUCUGCAACGACAUCCUGGAUGUUCUGGACAAACACCUCAUCUUAGCCGCAACCACCGGAGAGUCCAAGGUGUUCUACUACAAAAUGAAGGGAGACUACCACAGGUACCUGGCCGAGUUCGCCACAGGCAACGACAGGAAGGAGGCGGCGGAGAACAGCCUGGUGGCCUACAAAGCGGCCAGCGACAUCGCCAUGAUCGAGCUCCCCCCCACGCACCCCAUCCGUCUGGGCCUGGCGCUCAACUUCUCCGUUUUCUACUACGAAAUCCUCAACUCGCCGGACCGCGCGUGCAGGUUGGCGAAGGAAGCCUUUGACAACGCCAUCGCAGAACUGGACACCCUGAGCGAGGAAAGCUAUAAAGACUCGACACUUAUCAUGCAGCUGCUACGGGACAACUUGACGUUAUGGACCUCAGACGUUCAGGGAGACGAUUGAUGCCUCUCCUCUUCCUCCCCUCUUCUCCGUUAUCAAAGCGUUAUUUUUGCGAAGAACAGAACAAAGAAGCGCAGCCAGACGCGGAGGAAGAAGCCCAGUGAGACCGAACAACACAAGACAACUCCCCCCCCCCCCCCCGUCCCAGCGCUAGCUCCUGGUCCAUGUCACAGUUUCCAGCGGGGCUCAGCCCACCAUCCUCCUCCAUCUUCCUCCUCCUCCUCACUUUGUCCCGCCUUUCUCAGCCCCCACCCUUACAUGCACGUCGGCCCACCCGGGCCCUCGCCUCCAGACUCCAGGGGCCUCACCUUUUUCUCUCACUCCUUCCUCAAAGCCCCGAGACCCUUUAAAGUUCACAUUAUCCGCGUCUGUUUCGCUUUACUUCUGUUGCCAAGUCCGCUCGCCUGUAUUCGUAACACAUAUGCAAGGGUUUAUUUAAAGAAGAAACUCAGUUUCCUGUGCAUGUGUGUUCAAGUUGUGCAUCGUUUCCACGCUGUCAGUUCCAAACACUCGAGUCUCCGUGAUUAGUGGCUGUGGCUGAAGGUGGAAAAGAGCUUUUAGUCCAAACAAAGUGCCCUCUAAACCUGCUCCUUUGACGCGUCUGUGUUUCUUUUAGAGACAAACGUCAGAAUGUCCCCCCCCCCCCCCCCCUGGGAGCGUCUCUGUCCUCCUCUCUUGUCCUCCCUCGGAGCGAGUGUUGAGCUGCUUUUUGCCACAGUCGUGUAUUUAGGUUUUCUACCGGACCGUGUGGGCGACAGAGGCCCGCUUUGCUUAGAGACGGUUUGGGAAACGGGGGCAUGGUGUAUCUUUCAGGGUCCUCAUCUCAUCAUUUCUCCUCCCGCUUCUGUUGGGUAUGUGUAACGUGAAUCUGAUUUGUACUACUGGAUAUUCUCACCGGAGCCACCAGUACCGUCUGUACUCUUUCUGAACCACAGCAUGGAAUAACAUUAAACUUCAAACUGAAAACUUCCAGCAGAGCUGA
Fundulus heteroclitus (mummichog) is the source of this 1883-nucleotide messenger RNA. Its product is annotated as 14-3-3 protein epsilon. The coding region runs from base 185 to 904 and encodes 239 amino acids. The transcript has 7 exons. The record is from RefSeq and is a predicted model, not a curated record. Gene Ontology annotation, biological process: signal transduction. Gene Ontology annotation, cellular component: cytoplasm. Lineage: Eukaryota; Metazoa; Chordata; Actinopteri; Cyprinodontiformes; Fundulidae.